Molecule: messenger RNA, 5064 nt
Organism: Varanus komodoensis (Komodo dragon)
Lineage: Eukaryota; Metazoa; Chordata; Lepidosauria; Squamata; Varanidae
Gene: B4GALNT1
Product: beta-1,4-N-acetyl-galactosaminyltransferase 1
Exons: 11
Coding region: 347-1978 (543 amino acids)
Biological process (GO): ganglioside biosynthetic process
Cellular component (GO): Golgi membrane
Molecular function (GO): hexosyltransferase activity
Source: RefSeq, a predicted model, not a curated record
ACGCGUCUUCUCCGUGUCGCCAAGGAGGGCCAGUCGAUUGACUUACCGGCCGGCAGGUGCCAGCGGGAAGCUCUGCGAGCGGGCCCCGAGAAGCAGCAGCAUAGAUGUCUCUUGGGUGAGGCUCUGUCGGGUCCAGGCCGGAGGAUCUGGAGAGGAAUUGCACAGCUGCUGAUGCUUUUGAAAAGCAGCAACCUCGCUUAGAGGAGGAUUCUGGCAGCAAGUGCCAUCCUCACAGCUGCCGUAAGGGAUGGCUCACAUUCAGAAGCCAGGGCUGGUGAUCUCUCAUUACUCCUGCAUCCCCGAGAUGUGACUCUUGAACAAAAAAUCAAAAAUCUGAAGUAUCCCCAUGUCAACCUGUGAGCCCUCUAGGAUGCAUCCAGUCCAAAAGUUCUUGUGCGCACUGAUGGUGCUGACAGCAUCCUUUGCCUUUCUCUACCUUCAUGUGUGGUCACCGAAGCCGUACAGUACAGUGGACUUGCGUCGUCGGCCUGAACAAAGGCCUGAACAGCUGCUGAGUGAUCGCCUCCUGGUGCCUGACAAGAAAUAUGCACACAUUGCUUUCCGAAUCAAGGAGGAGAUCCUGGAUCUUCUUCCUAAGAAUUCCUGCAAAUGUGAGAUGGGAAGUAGGAUAAACCUGCCCUUUCAGAAGCAACUCUUUGGCCAUGUUAAUUCUCUGGAAUUUGAAAAUGCCUUCAGGCCUUCUGAACUGCCAGAGAUCAAUAACAGACGAGAACAAGAGUACCGCAAUUACCGGCAGAGAUCUCAGACACCAGCUGACCAGCUCCUCAUAGUCCAAGCCAACUCACCCCUGCAGUAUCCGGUCCAGGGAGUGGAAGUUCAGCCCCUGCGGACCAUUCUCAUCCCAGGCUUGAGUUUACAGGCUGCUGAAAGGACAUCUUACCAGGUCAGCCUGACAGCAACAAUGGGCAUCUUUGAUGUGGCUGCAGAAGUGGAAGGGGUCAAGGUGGAAGGGGAGGGGACCAUGCGCCUCACCAUGCUGGGAUCCCAGCUGGACAAUCUCAACCGGCAAAUGCAGUUUGUCACCUACACCAACACGAUCUUCCAUCCCAACACCGCUGAUACAGUGCAGUUUUCUACCGAUGAGCAUCAGGCAUCUUUCCUCAUUCGCAUCCGCCAUGCACCCACCCCCAGGCUCUACAACCCGGGAUCCUCCAGUGGAGGGACCAAUGGAGCAGACUACAACAUCAGUGCCAUGGUCACCAUAGCGACCAAGACCUUCCUGCGCUACGACAAGCUGCGUGUGCUGAUUGACAGCAUCCGCAAGUUCUACCCCACCGUGACCAUCAUCAUCGCUGAUGACAGCCAAGCCACGGAACAGGUGCAGGGACCCCACAUUGAGCAGUACUUCAUGCCCUUCGGCAAGGGCUGGUUUGCUGGCAGGAACCUUGCAAUCUCCCAGGUGACCACCAAAUAUGUCCUGUGGGUGGAUGAUGAUUUCAUCUUCACACCCCGUACCAAAGUGGAAAAGCUGGUAGAAGUCCUUGAGAAGACUAGCCUAGACCUGGUGGGUGGAGCAGUGCGGGAAAUCACUGGCUACACCAACACGUACCGGCAGCGGAUCAGCGUGCAGCCUGGGGGUGAAGACGGAGACUGCCUGCGCAUUCACCAGGGCUACCACCACAUCAUCGAGGGCUUCCCAGACUGUGUGGUGACCGAUGGUGUGAUCAAUUUCUUCUUGGCACGUACAGAGAAGGUGCUGCAGGUUGGCUUUGACCCUCGUCUCAACCGGGUCGCCCACCUUGAAUUCUUCAUUGAUGGGCUGGGACUUCUGCAUGUGGGUUCUUGCUCCAAUGUGAUAGUGGACCAUGCCUCCAAGAUCAGGCUGCCGUGGCGAAAGACUGAGAGCGAAAAGCAGUAUGCCAAAUUCCGCUAUCCCAACUCUACCGACAACAGCCUCAUCCUCAAGCAAAGCCUCUACUACUUCAAGAACCAUCUCAAAUGUAUGGCUGUCAACUAGGCUUCAGUGUGAGGGUGCUUAGCCCUGCUCCAGCAGCUAGCUAAGUACUUGGGCAGUUAGACCCAGCAGUCUCAGGCAACCUGCUUGGGCCGCUAGCCACAGCCUUGGGCAAAUGGUCUUGCCUGUCAAUUAGCCAAACCCCCAGAACUCAGGGAGGCCUUGGCAUGCUCAGGCCUGAAGAGCGAUUUAAGAAAUGAGUUAACCAGUCCGCUUUUCUUUUCUGGGAUGCUGGAGAGACUGUGCCACUGCUUGUUCUGUGCCAGCAAAGGUGAGACCUGCCCUUGCAUUUGUUUUGCCCCCUUUGCAUCCAAACCGGAUGGAGAGCGAUAGUGGUGAGCUGUGCUCUGAAGCCCUAGAAGUAGAGGUCUGGUUUUUCUUUUCCCAGUUGGAAGCAACCUGCUUCCUCAGCCAAUUCUGGGCUCCCUGCAGUUUCCACCUCCCCCUGCCGUACACGUCCACAUGCACACGCAUUUAUCAACAAGCUGCCAAUCGUAUCUUACUGUUCUCAGCAUCUGUUUAAUCCAAAUGAAGGAACAUGAUGCAAGGGAGACAACGCCUAAACUUUGCAGCUUUCUCUAGUGCCACAAUAUUUUGUGCCAUGUCUUUGCAUGUGUGCCCCCAGAACCAUCCCCAGUGUCUCCCCGACCACACGCACACACACACCAGCUGGUGCCAUCCCGGUAGUGCCAAAUACUACAGUGAUGGAAAGCUGCCACAAGGGGGAAGCCUUAAGGCGUGCACUGCAGCAACGCAAGAGGCAAGCAAGACAGGACUCCCUCCAAAUACAAGGCAGUUCCAGCUUUGGCCUCCCUUCUGCAGCAGAAGUGGCGUGUAUGACCAUCAUCAGCUUCUCGUGUAAAGUGGCAAAUUAUUUAGAUGCAGGAAUGGAAAGCCUGUCUAUGCCAGGCUGCAUUUUUAAAACUAUUUUAUUUUAAACACUGUUUUGCCAGGGCUUUUCCUGUGUCACAAAACACUUUUUCCAGAUCUCAGUCAUGCAACCGUUUGCAUUUACUGCUUUUUGUUAAAGGGAAUCAUUGUUUGUAUUGUUGGGUUUGGUUUUUCCUACAUGUUUUGUUACAAUGCAUGGGGUCAGUCCAUGGGGUAAGCAGCAGCAGAGGCUGCAGCCAGUCAGGCCACCUAUAUCCUGCUCCUCCCAUCCCGUCUCCCUCCCUCUCUCUCCCAGGAGCCCAGCAAGAAACUCCCUCCCAGUCCAGCAACCAGUGUGGGAGGUGGGAGUUUUGGGAUGUUGGUAACCACAGGGCCAACCUAUCAGGACUCUGGACGCAGAAACAAUCAUAGCACUGAAAGUGACUCAAGGACGGGAUGGAUGUGGUGGGUUGAAAGCCCUGCAUGGCUAGGACAGUACUGAUACCACUGACCUAAGAGAGACGCAAGUGUAUUUGUUGUGUGCUAGCACACCCCUAAAAAUGGAAUAUGUGCUCAUCCCUGGGCAGGUCAACAGAAAGGGGAAUAUGUGUUGCCUUCUUGAGAGCAACUUUGUGGUUUUCCAUCCCCACCUACAGGUGAAUAGGGACCCAGCUGAUGAAGAAUUGUGUUCUGCUACACCCAGAUCCUUAGCUUUUCCUUCUGCCAUUAUAGACUGAUGCUCUUGCUUUCCUAAGAUGGUUUCUUAUUUCAGGAAGAUUAGUUCUAUUUACUGAAUCACUAGCUCAGCAUCUUAAAAAUGGAGAAUGGCUUGGAAAUUGGGCACCUGAAAUAAGAUAUUGGUUGCAAUCCAGCAAAAGUGGCCAUGACUAAGGCUGUGAUCCUGUGCGCACUUGCCUGAAGUAAGCCCACUGAGCUCAGUACAGUGGGGCACUGCAUCUUUCCCUGUCCUCCCCAUGCAAAAGGGAAAAAUAGUGCAUGUACUAAAGCUAUUAUGUAAGGUAGAUGGGUACAGCUUGGCAUGCCAAUUUUACUGUGUGAAGGCGGUAUGUUCAUUUAUUUCUGUAUGUAUUUUUCCCAGUAGGUAGUGGGGAGCCUUUAGUUCAGGCAAAGUGAUACAGCGUAAUAGCCUGAGAGAGAGGCACCACUCCUGGACAAAACUGACACGGGGAAACCUCUCCAUUCCUCCCCCAAUUCUCUCUCAAACAUUUCCAGAUUGCUACUUGUUGACGUUCAGAUUUGGAAUAUCGCUGGAAGUCUCUGAGCCUGCUCUAGCACAUAAAUACUGAAAGCGGUAGCAGUUCACAUCACACUGAAGUCCACCAUCCUGGUGUUAAUGUGUAGGAUGGCAAAAUAAAUUGUAUUCUGUGCCGAGGGAAGCUACCUGUUUUUCUCACAAUGGUCCCGCAGGGUUGCCCACUGCCCGACUGCCAUAGAGAGGGAAGGGCAAUGUGUGUAUCAGUCUUUCAGGCUGAUUGCCACAAAGCAAGGCCUUCAGUGAUUUGGUGGGGAAGUCCUUUUUCUCCAGAGCAGUAUAAGAAAACAGUGAGGAAUAUACAUCUCUCCUUACAGCAGUUUUCAUCAGAAGCUGUGUUGUGUACAACAGCAGUGGACAGACAUGCACUCUUGCCCUAAUACUGCUGCAGACAUCUUGGGAUGCAGGAACCCUCCUCAGGUAUUACAAAAAGUGGCAAAACUCACUAUGCAAGUAGGAGCUCUGCCCCCAACAUUACAUCAUAACAGAGUGCCCUGCCAAGGAAGCCCUUUCACAUGGCUUCUAAUCCAGGUUGCUGCAGGCACAGGCACCGGAGGUGUGGACACUUAAUGGGAGGAACUUCACUAGGAUGUGAGCAGGGAGUGGGGGGGGGGGCAGGCUAGUGUGGUUCUGUUCGUGUGAGUUUCACCAUGUUUCAUUCAUUGUUCCUGAAGAGGGCUACAGCCUCUUUCGACUUACCUUGGUCCCUCUUGCAUCCAGCUUGGACAAGCCACAGAAUAAAAUUGGCCACCUUUCGUUUCACACUUCCCAGCCCUUCGUGAACACAGAGUCUCAAGCCCUCCUCAGCCCUGUGGGCUGAAACCCUGUCUAUCCCUUUCCUCUUGGUCUCAGUGACUUUUCCUGUGAUUACUUCAAGAAGAUGUUUUGUUUGGUUUUCUGUAAAGGAAGCAAUUUGCAGAAGGGAAUAAAGGAUUUUCUAAUUCUU